Ruditapes philippinarum (Manila clam) is the source of this 1587-nucleotide messenger RNA. RefSeq lists its product as uncharacterized. The record is from RefSeq and is a predicted model, not a curated record. NCBI's taxonomy places the organism in Eukaryota, Metazoa, Mollusca, Bivalvia, Venerida, Veneridae. Bases 150 to 1538 code for a protein of 462 amino acids. The transcript is spliced from 9 exons.
GUGGUUGUAAAGCUCUAAGGUCUGGUUUUGCUGAUCGUUUUAUACUCUCCCCCAGUUUGUAAUUGCGUUACAACAUUACCGCACUUGCAGCUCGUCACAGCCUCACAAAUGUCGUUCGAGUACUGGCAUAUAUUUCCGCUUGGUACAUCAUGAGAUUUCGGAGAUAUUUGGACAUUUUAUUCGUUUUUAUUCUGUUUACCAAGACGACGUUUGCUCAGGGUAAUUCUUGUACUGACGACAGCACAGCCGGUCCCGAUGAUCCACAUUCAUUUGACAAAGCUUUUGACGCUGACAAAGGAUAUGGUUACGUAGUAUAUGGUGACUUGUACAGGUUUGAUUGUUGUGGUACGGUGAAAAGAUGGGAUUUUUCCAUUGGUGACAACGGUAAAAUAGAGCUACAAAUAUGGCGACCUGUCGACAAAAAAGGCAAAAUAUUCAAACUAAUUGGGUUCAAUGAAUACACCGUAACAAAUAAAAAUAGAAAAAGUGGCUUUGUAACCUUUGAUGUCCCAGAUAAAGAACGUUUGUCUACUGAAGAAGAUGACGUCAUUGGUUGGUACGCUCCCGGGGACUCACUGAUUGAGUAUACCGACGGGACUUCAUAUGACGGUAUAUGGAAAGUUGCCCACGAUGAUAAUCUCAAAGUCGGAGACUCUGUAGAUUUUAGCGGAGGUCUUGACCAAGGGUCAAGAACGUACGGAAUUCAGGCGACAUUAGCACCAAACACAGCUCCAAAAUUUGAUCCAAUGCCGGAUAAGAAAAUCAGCAUGGAUAUCAACGUGGGGACUACAAUUUAUACGGUAAAGGUAGAUGACGCGGAUCCAGCUGAUGUGGCAGAUUUAAAGAUGGAAAUGACUACUAAAAAUGAUUUCUUUAUGUUCAAUACCCAGACAGGAGAUGUCAUAGUGCAAUCGACGAUAACUGUUCCAGUAGGCGGACAAACAGUCACACUUGACUUCAAGGUAACUGAUCAUUGUGGAGCCGAAGGCACCGGGUCUCUACAGGUCCAGAUCGACUACGUUGGCGACCCCAACACAACGCCCACUACCACGAAGGCUAAGACCUCUAAGACAAGUCCAAAGGUAAAAACUACAAUAACUGAUAAAACUACCACCGAUGUGAAAACUACAAAAGAAACUAAAAUCACUGAAACAUCUGUUGCCCCUGUUGCAACAGACAAAAAUACAGACAAAAAUGAUAAAACAACCGCCAAACCUGACCUCUCUACGGACCAGGACCCCUCAAAUGGCACGAUGAGUGCUAUGACUGGUGGAUCAUCUGUAGAUGCUGCGUUGAUUGGUGGUAUUGUUGCUGGAAUUGUCGGACUGAUUAUUAUUAUCGUGGUAACAGUUGUGUGUGUGGUAAACAAGAAAGCAAAAGUGAGACCAUCGGGUAAGGACCCAGAGAAAGCUAAUAACGCUUCUAAAGACAAUGCAAAAAAUGACGCCAAAGACAAGCCGAGUCCAACGGAUAAAAAACCGCCAAGCGACUCAAAGUCAACAAUGAAUGGAAAACCACAUGUAAAGGAUAAAGGAUAACAAUUGUAUAUUAGAUUUUCAAUGAAAGAGGGGGAACAUUUGUAUGUAA